AUGCAUAACUUAGGACACAUAGUCCUGAUAUGUUGCCUGCUUGGUGAGUCCCAUGAAGAAUAAUUUACGCAACAUUGUAUGCUAAAGAGUAACAGUUUAAAACUACCAUUAUAUUUUAAAAAACUCUAUUUUAAUAACUUUGUUUGCAUUCUGGAUAAUUUGAAAUAAAAUGCGGAGUUCUUACACCGCAGGGUGCAGAAAACACAUGGUACUAAAGCACAGAAUACAGUCCCUCGAUAACUUUAGCUUUUGAAUUUGCCUUUCAGUAAAGUCGAUCACAAAAGAUAUUUUGAAAUAAAAAACGAUCCGGAAUCUCUGGAGGAUACUGCUGAAGACUAGGGUUACCAGGCAGUAUGUUCCAUUUGUAAAGGGUAUGUGUGAGCAACGUUCUCAAAUAACCCGGGGACAGAAGGCUGCUAUCUUGAGAAAUCCCUUAUAUGUACUAGGAUUUGGGACUUCAGCCCAAUGUGCACAACUCCUUACAAGCUGUAAUUCCCUGCUCAGGUCUGGCAACUUCCGUCUCGCUGCAGCAAGGACCAUCAAACGGUCUAGCAGACAAUGUAGUCACCGCGUCGGGCGAGUGCGUCUGGUUCGCAGUCAGCCUACCGGAGUCUCUUGCGGUAAUAUAUCGAGUGCUAAUCCUGCAUGGUACUGAUAUUUUUUCUUGAAAUAUUCAGGUUUUUCUUAACCGUUGGCGUCAUAGGCAAAAUGACCUUAUCAUUUUUUUGUAAAAUUAUUUUGAAAAAUAUUUAAAACAAUUUUUGACAAUGAAAAUAGUUUCCAUAUACUUAUUUUGCAAAAUGAAAUAUUUAUAUUUUAUCGUUAAGUUCAUCAUGAAGGCAUGCUUCCUCGCAUGAAUUCUGUCAUCUUCCAUAACACGGCCUUAUUCUAAUUUCAGAAAAUGGCAUUAGAUUCCCGUGUGCUAAGCUGCGAUAAUGGAUGGUGUAGAGGUCGAGGGGACGACGAUACUAAAGUUGAAUACCAGGAGGUAAAAGGUAUGAGCAAUGCCCGAGGGGAAUUAUUAGUCACACACGCGGGUAUAUAUUUAUAUAUAGUUGUGUAUACAUCUAAUUUACAGCGUAUUUUCAUUUGGGAUUUUGAUUUGAUGCACGGAUGUGAUUAUAACCGCAAGCAUAUAUGAACGGAAGUAUUCAUUUUUGAUCUCGUAACGCAGAAACUCACGUCUUCACAUUUUUCUUUAAAGUCGUUCAUGAUCAAAGCUUUCUAUAACAACCAAAAGUUAGUUCAAAUAUCCUCAUAUAAGUACGCUUAAUUAUUCCUUUAGGAAAAUGUGUGCUGUAGACAAGAUCCAUUGCACAUAGGGUCGCCUCAACAAGAUAGAGGAAUUUCUGAUUUUCUUUAUAUAAGAGGUCGACAUUUUGCAUUUAGGAAGAUCUGAAGGUAAAACUAUGUGUAUCCCUAUUUAUUCUUAGAAAUACUGGAGCAAACGUAUAAAUUUACGUGAAAUAGCCUAACGCAUGCAUAUGAAUUGACGUAAAACCUCGAAAAAACGAACAUAACAAGAAACAAGUUAGUUCUUGAAUAGGGUGUGCCAGAAUAGAAAAACCAAAAGAAAAUUUGGAAGUAUAUAGUAAAAAAAUAUUUGAGGAAUUUAGCUUGAAAAAGCUGCCUCGUUAGAAUUGGUUGGCAACACUUAAACCGAAUGCCAAUAUUCCGUCUUAGUUAAAAACACAUUUCAUAAUUUCAGUUAAGCGUUCAUCAGAUGCGCUACAUACAUACGAACGACAGUUCAACCGUCAUGACCAUUGAUGAACACCACGGCAGAAUGAGAGUGCGGGAUUACUUUUAUAAUGAUGAUGAAUUUGCACUGCACUACCCGCAUGUCUGACGCUUGCUUCCGAUGUCACUACCAUGUCAUGCCUACGGGAGAUGUGAGAGAUCGACAUACAUUUAUUCAAAUAAGCAGAGUAAUUUCAUGUAUUAAGACAAGGGAGACUAGAGUGAUCCUUUAUAGCUUACUAGUCGUCGUCAGGCAGUCAUAUCCAAUUUAAAAUUAUGGAACCUGUUAUUUAAAUGUUCAGUACCUCCAAUCCCUGAGCAUUGGACUCGUUCUUCUAUCGAAUGCGAAUUGAGAAACGCCCUUAUCUCUGGAGCUCAAGUAUCAGCCGCAGAGCGACGCAUGAUAAAGGCAGAAUAGCAUACCACACAAGCAAGAAGGAGUGAAAUGGCCGCUUCAGGCCUAUUUGCCAUCGUCCGCCUGUUAUACUCAGAAUUAAAUUGUGGAAAACAUGAAGCUUUAUCCCGCAAAAUGUUGGCUAUAAUUUCAAACCGACUAAAUAACAGCGCUAUUUACUAACCCGCACCCAGGACUAGUGUUGCGACUAAGUCACGAAGUAUUACGAUACAAGGACGAAAUCCAAUAUGUGCUUUGGAACUAGGAAGUUGAUUGCGCCAGUAUUCGACGCCGUGUCUUCCAGUCGUGGUUAGACAUGGACGGAGAAGAAAAGGCAUAGAUAUAUGCGUGCAUGUGCAUGCAUACAAAUGCAAAAAACCAUUCAACACGUAUAAUAGCCAAUCUAUGUUUAAGAGUAAAAAUGAACUAUUAAGUACUCAGAACCAAAAGGACCAUUAGAUUUUCAAUGGUAGAGGCAUGAUGACAAAUAAACAAAAGCGCAAUUUUGCAGACUGAAUUCUAAAUCGUAACAUACCUUUAGUUAUAGAACAAAAACUUGUCGCCAAAAGACUUAUUGAUGAUAAAGCUGCCAUAAAUCUAUUAUGAACAGGCAAUAUAUUUCGUAAAUUUCAGUUGGGAAAAGCUACGUGACAACGGCCAACAUCUGCAGACACGACAACCCAUUCAGCAUCGGUUGGCAAAUUAAUGAUUUUCAUGUGGACAAUCGGAUAGCGCGCAUUACACAAUUCUUUGCGCCAAAUGGAGACUGGUCCACCAGUGAAUUCAGUAAGCCAUUACAUUGAAGUCGGAAUGCAUCAGAUCACUCCGUACCACCCGAUGCCUAACAACACCUCUUUAUUUCAGGCUGCAUUAGGCCCCAGUAUUCACUACCACUUAUACGAAAUGCGACCGAAGGAUCUGGCAUGCAAGUUCAAUGCGCCAUAUCGAGAAAGAUGUGUCGAUCAUCACAGGAAAAUGUGCGUAUUGGGUAACCCCGUGCAGAUUUGCAGAGAACAUCAACUCGCAAUACUGAUACCUGCUUUCUCUUCGUAGGUGGUCAUCUUUGAUCUGAAUAAAGUCUUCUGUCAAUACGACCACAAUGUGCAAACAUGCGGUAAGACCUAUCUCGUCCACUGCGACGUGAACGUUACCAGUGCCUUUUUCACUGCAAAUAUUACGACCGACAUGGCCUUUUUUGGUUUCAUUGCAGAAAGAAGAGAAGUGGACAACGAUACGAUCAUAUUUGCUACCACCGUCUCGAAUACGGAGGGAAACAGAUAUUAUCCCGAUCAGUAUGUGUUCUGUAACGCAAUGGGAAGUGACAUGUCAAUUAAGAUAACGUGGAUCCGGGGUAGGUAGCCACUUAUAUUGAUCAAACAACAUCACUUAAAGUCUCCACUUACUUAGCUGUGGAGGCAAACAUAUGAAUUACUAGUGAGAGAAGGUACCGUUUUGGUGGUCUCUGCUGGUGUGCGAUUUCACAUCAUGCAUUGUUCGUGUAUUUGAUAGUUAUUUACAAGCACAACCGUAUAAAGGGUUAAAUAUUUUCACUAGAUUUGAGGCCACACCAUACGAAGGAAUAGCAUAAAACAGUUAUAUUCCAGUUUAACUCACUGAAGGAUAUCCAGAUCGUAAUGUGUUCAUCAAACAUAGCUAUGCAACAUCAAUUGAAAGUGCAUAAUUAUUAGCAAAUGUAGAAUGUAUGACUUGGUUAUAAAAGAAAUGGAGAAACACGAUGGUAGUGAGAAGUGCGAUGAAUUCCGAGCCCCAUGUCCAACACUGUCAGUACCGGCGUAAACGAUUGUGGCCAAUAAGAUCAACCUCCUUUCAAUAUGUGCUUUUACGGCAGUACGGCUAACGCAUACUUUUAUUGUCAUGUUUAUAUGACUAUAAUGCAACACUAUGCCUGUUUUAGAUGCGUCCUCGUCAACUACGGUGGAAACUGCACCAGAACGGACAACGGAUCCUGGUAGUGAAAACAAACAUUCCUAUAUACGCGCAUGUAUUUUAAUAAGGGAAACAUUGUAUUCAAGGUCUAGGAUAAGGCCAGUCCGGCGUAUAAAUCGCGCCUGCUUAUUGAUCUUGGGAAUUAAGUUUCGUUCAGAACGUCGUCCUAUUAUGAAAUGUAGAAUAUAAAAUUAGCACAGGCGGACAACUUUCAAUGUAAAUAUUCUCAUUCUUCUGUCGCACCGCAGUGCUUUUCCUUUGCUUUGCAUCGACGCAGACGCAUGUGACGCCAGACAGAGUUGUGUGUAAAUAUGGAGCAUUGCGUUGCUUUUUGAAGGCAAUUCUCCCAUUCUGCUGUUACACCACAUUUCCUACUAUCGCAUAUUUAUCAUUAUUAUAUUUGUUUAUGCCAGUUUUAAAUUCUUCGUCUUCAAUUAUAACGGAUUUUGGUAUUGAAAACACAUAUGGUUGUAUAUAUAUAUAUGUUUAUAUACCAAAUCUUCUCAACAAUUUCCAUUUAUUUUAAUAAGGAACACGUAGGCGAAUUUUCGGGUAUUUCAGCGACUGUCAUUCUAAAUUUAUCACUUGUUCCGCCGCCCACUGUGCAUGAUUAUUCAUCCCGAUUUCAUAUGAUCAUUCGUUAUAUCAAAUUCGUCUAAACCGGUCUUUGCUCCUCUUUGCAGCCAACACCUCGUUAACAACUGUUGAAACUGCAGCAGAAAGUACUCUCUUUCUGGGUAAUAAAAAAACCGUCGUACAUAUUAUUAUUUAUUAUUUUUUGAUUCUUUUAUUUGAAUUCUUCUAUGACAGAUUCGUUAUUCGCGUACGACACAGAGUAGACUUGAUAGCUCGGUUUAUUGAUUUGCAAUAGAUUAUGCGAUUGUGCGGGCUGUUCAAUGUCUUUUGAAGCGAACCUGGAGGUUAAACGUCCAUCCAAAUGUUAUAAAAUAUUGAUUCACUUCUACUCGGUCAAAACAGAUCCUCCCUCUCUUAACUACCACAGAAUUUCUGUCUUCACCGUUAACAUCUUGUGUGUAAAUUUAGAUACUAUCCGUUUGACUUAAGUGUACUUUGAAGCAAGCAUAAAUUUGAUGUUUAUUGUUUUUUUACCGUGUGUUGACUCCACAUAUGUAAUGUUGAUCAAGAAAAUGCUGAAUAGAUUUGGCCUUAAAUAACUUUAACAUGCAUGAGUGUCGCAAACUGAAUUUUGCUUAGCUCCCACCUUUUUCGUUUUCACUUGAUCUGAACCGUUUAAGUUUUUUUACAAAUCAAAGGGCAUUAACUUUUUCCUAAUUUGUUGAUUGCUUGGCUCGUAGGAAAAAAUAAAAUAGAAACGUAGUUUGGCUUUCCUCUUUUAUCAUCUCUAUAGAAACCCAAGAGUAUUUUUUCAACAUCCGUAUCAGUUUUCGCAUUCGCCGUUCCUGACAAUUUUAUUCACAUUGACGCUUAACGCGCCCUUUGAAUUUGAUAGGGAGUGGAUUUCUGAUGGUCCAAUUAUAGCUUGUUAAUUUGGUUGGUUUACCGUUAACAUUCAUACGCCUGCUUAUUUGCAAAUGCAGUGCGAUUUACUAAUAUUGCUCUUAGCCACGGGCAAAAAUCAGAUUGAUUUCAGAAAAAAAUAUGAAAAGGUAGGUAGAAUGCCAUUGCAGUCAAAAAUAAGGGAGAUUGGUGAAAACUCGAAGUGCAGUUAAAGGAAGGUAUGUUGAAUAUAAACUUAAACUCAAAUCAAUGCGUGACCGUAGAAAAAACAUUGGCUUACUGUAAAGGAAGAAGAUUAUAAACACGGAUAUUCCUUCACUGUUGAUUGCAAAACUCUCCCAAAAAGCCACUUCUGUUCGCUUUUAAAGGAAACCUGAAGGAACGCGUUGCACAAAAUCUCAAUAUUCUGCAUCGUGAACUACCAAAUACUUGUUUAUAUGGGUAAACGUUCAGCAUCGAUAGAGUAAUUGAGGAGUAUUUACGAAAUUCACGCACUUAGACCUUAAACUUCGUACAUGUUUGUGGGGGGUUAUGGGCAGUCAAACGUUUUUCUGGCGUUUGGAUAUGAGACUUUGCAAGGCAUAUCAAAGUUUAGUAAUAUAUUCGAAGGUUUUAAUUCGAAAGUGGGUUCUACAUAUAUUUUUUUUCUGAUAAAAAUGCUUUGCAAUACACCGUACUGACACCACCUGUAUAUAUUCAAUCUUCACUUGAAAUAGCAGUUUGAAAUCAUGAUAAGCCGUCAUCUUGCAGAUAUAUUUUGUGAAGUAUGUGACACAAACAUGAACGUUUGGAAUAUUUCAUUUCCAGUAAAUAAAAACAAGGGUACAAUAGUUUAUAAUAUACAGCUCUUGAAGAAAUAACUUAUUAUAGGCAUCACCAGUUUAUAAAAUAAGUGCCUGACAUAAUGGCAAAUUGCGUACGUUUGAGUCCACAAUUUUAGUCGUCAGGUGAUUGUAAGGGUUUGGAAAUGACGGUAUAGCCAUUUGAGAAGUCAUUUAAGUUUCGUUAAAAAAUGUCUGCAUGCAGAAGCGAAUUUUGGCCGCAAUAUGCAAACGGAAGUUAUUAAUUUUACCUGUUAUUUGUGCCUUAAAUACAAAUUCGGUGUCCUCAGGGCAAAACAAACUCAAACUAAUUUGUACUUUUUUUUCAUGUAGAAUAUCCUUUAGAUUCGUGCAUAUGCUAG
This is a messenger RNA of Spirometra erinaceieuropaei, 6743 nucleotides long. Lineage: Eukaryota; Metazoa; Platyhelminthes; Cestoda; Diphyllobothriidea; Diphyllobothriidae. The record is from the annotation of a GenBank genome assembly.